Molecule: messenger RNA, 1449 nt
Organism: Egretta garzetta (little egret)
Lineage: Eukaryota; Metazoa; Chordata; Aves; Pelecaniformes; Ardeidae
Gene: CADM1
Product: cell adhesion molecule 1
Exons: 12
Coding region: 1-1449 (482 amino acids)
Biological process (GO): detection of stimulus; cell recognition; susceptibility to natural killer cell mediated cytotoxicity
Cellular component (GO): plasma membrane; neuron projection; synapse
Molecular function (GO): signaling receptor binding
Source: RefSeq, a predicted model, not a curated record
AUGCGAAAGCCGAAGCACGUGGCUGCUGCCAGCCUCUCCGGUACAAAAAUAGAGGUGACGGCGCAGGUGACAAACCUGCCAACGCGUGAAUUCUCGCCUUCCGCGCUUAGGGUUUCAGCGGAGGCUGCCGGGGCUUUGGCCCCCGCGGCAGAGCCGGAAACGACCAAAGGCCGUGAUGGCCAGAAUUUGGUUACCGAAGACGUGACGGUGGUGGAAGGAGACGUCGCCACCAUCAGCUGCCGAGUCAAGAACAGCGAUGACUCGGUGAUUCAGCUCCUGAAUCCCAACCGGCAAACGAUUUAUUUCAGAGAUUUCAGGCCGCUGAAGGACAGCAGGUUCCAGCUGGUGAACUUCUCCAACAGCGAGCUCCGAGUGUCCUUGACAAACGUCUCCAUCUCUGAUGAAGGGAGGUACUUCUGCCAGCUCUACACUGAUCCCCCCCAGGAAAUCUACACCACCAUCACAGUGCUCGUCCCGCCACGCAAUUUGGUAAUUGAUAUCCAGAAGGAGAUCGCCAUCGAGGGAGAAGAGAUUGAGCUGAACUGCACCGCCAUGGCCAGCAGACCAGCCACCACCAUCAGAUGGUUCAAAGGCAACAAGGAGCUAACCGGCAAGUCGGAAGUGGAGCAGUGGUCCGACAUGUACACGGUGACCAGUCAGCUGGUGCUGAAGGUGGGACGGGAGGAUGACGGGGUCCCCGUCAUCUGCUUGGUGGAUCACCCUGCUGUCAAAGACUUGCAGACGCAGCGUUACCUGGAAGUCAUGUAUAAGCCUCAAGUGCGGGUUUCUCAGAAUUACCCGGUGCAAGGCCUCACGAGGGAAGGGGAGCCGCUUGAACUGACGUGCGCAGCUUUUGGAAAACCACAGCCUACGGACAUGAGGUGGUUAAGAGUAGAUGAUGAGAUGCCUCAACACGUUGUAGUGUCUGGUUCAAACCUUCUCAUUAGUAACCUAAACAAAACAGAUAAUGGUACAUACCGCUGUGAGGCUUCAAACGCGGUGGGGAAAUCACAUGCGGAUUACAUGCUGUUUGUAUACGAUCCCCCCACAACUAUCCCUCCUCCCACAACAACCACCACCACUACCACCACCAUCCCUACCACCAUCACAGACACAACGGCGACGACAGAACCGGCAGUUCACGGCUUUACUCAGUUGCCCAAUUCGGCAGAGGAGCUGGACUAUGGGGAUCUCUCAGAUUCUCGUGCAGGUGAGGAAGGGGCAAUACGGAGCGUGGACCAUGCGGUGGUCGGCGGCGUCGUGGCCGUGGUCGUGUUUGCCAUGCUCUGCCUGCUCAUCAUUUUAGGGCGAUAUUUUGCCAGACAUAAAGGUACGUACUUCACCCAUGAAGCCAAAGGAGCGGAUGAUGCGGCCGACGCAGACACAGCCAUCAUCAACGCAGAAGGGGGACAGAACAACUCCGAAGAGAAGAAAGAGUACUUCAUCUAG